UACACGCGGGGAAUGGUUUUGAUGUGAGUGUAUCUGUGCGGGAGUCGAUUAACUUGGCAUGUUUGCUUCUCGAAUGAGGCAAAUCGUUUCAGUUGUAAAUUGACGUUUGAGUUAGUUAGUGUUUUUUGUAACAUUAUAAACACAUUAUUUCGGGGCCAUUCAAGGUGCAUAUAGAAGGCGCUUGUGGUAGCUAUAUGGGAACAAUUUAUCAUAUAUACACCAUUCUGUGCGAUUGAAGUGGGUGCAUAUUGCGCGCGCGCAAUAUUUUCAAAACGACCGAAACAACAACAACAAUUAGGUGAAUUAUAACUUUACCAUUUGGUGGAUUGCUAUAAGCGAUAAUGGCAUCAACAGCAUGAAAAAGGAACAUUUUAUUUCCACCACAUCAGCGAAUGCGGUAGGUGGGGGAUCACCAUUCUCUGCUGUCGUGUGCCGUAUUCGCGCGUAAGGGCGGUCGGGUAGAGCAAUUUAGGGGUAAUUUUUGGGGGAGAAAAUGUGAAAGGAGCUCCCGGUGUGUGGAGAUGAUUUCUCCAUUUGAAAUGGAUAAACUUAAUUUUGGGUAAAAGAAUCUGUGUGUGUGUGAGUAUAUGUGAUUUGGUGGUAAUUAGGCGGACGAAAAGAGAGAAGUGCGGGAGGAAAAAGAGUGUCAGGUUAUUUAUGAUGUGCUAGAGUGAAUAUUGGAUAUUAAUUGGGGAAACGCAUCAGGCAACAGCCGUGCUCGCAGCUCUUUGGCUUUUUGGAUUUUAUCCACACACUCAAUACUUGGUUCAUCAGUACAUUAAAUAUGCUGUAUAUUCCCCAAUCAUAAUGUAAACAUAAUUUAUAAAAUGAAACAUCUGGAGUGAAAUCGUGCUGACUGCUUAAGAGACCACCCUGAGAGUGAUGAAUCUCUGGCAUAGCGUACACAUUUUGAGAUAAAUAUCCCAAAAAUCAAAUUUAAACUAAUUUUAAAACACACAAAAUCAUUCAAUGAUGAACAUUUCUUCUCUACAACAUCCACCCUCUCGCACCUGAUCCUUUUUUCCUCAUAUCCUUUUUCCCGCCUCGUAUAUGCGGUAGUAACGUAUUAAAGGGACACUUUCGCGCUGAUAAAAAGGUACACAGUGGAUGGUCACCCGGGUAAUCGGAGCUAAUAUGCGGGUGGUUGAGAAUGCUAAUAAACAUGGACUUGAGGGAAUGAGGAAAAGCUAUGAGGAGAAUGAAAUUCAGUGGAAGUGAAGCUAUGAAUUUUUAUUUUUAGUUUGUGACAAUUUCUCAAGCAUUGAGUAUCACAAAUCAGAAAAAUUAAAACAGUCUCACUCUUGUGGUGUUUGAUGUCUUCUUCGGGGGAGUUUUAUGAGUGCCGUCGGUAGAUACAUCAUAUGGAUAAUUUGUCACAUCAGCACCCAAAGAGGAGAACAUUAAUUGCGUUGCCCAUUGUGUUAAAUUCAAGUGAGAACGUUAUUUUUUUCUCGUCACAAAAUAUCAAUUAAUUGGAGUGAUUGGUGAUCGGGUAUAAAACACUGUUGAAUACAACUGGCAGCAGUGUCGUCCUCAAUUUUCCUAAUUGAUUGGAUCAAUAGCAGAAUAGGAGCAGCAGCAGUGCACAAAAAAGAGCGAGUCCUGCCCUCGCGAUAUAAUCACAGUGCUCUUUUCUGUGUGCCGACAGGGUGAGAGGACAACGCUGGAAUGGGCGAUGCGUGAUAAUGGAUUUAUAACAAUGGCGCUCAUACAGUUUGCUGUUGACGGCAAUUAAGGAUUCACGCUAUCACAAGAGAAGCAAUAAUGCCUGAGAUCGAGAAAGAGAACAUACUCGAUCCUGAAAGUGGUUCCCAUACUCCAAUCUCCGGAGGUGGGACAUACAUCUCAUCACCAUCGUCUGUUACUCCAGCCACAGACUCGUACACUCCGCGAACUGAUGCCACCAAUUUGGCGGCGGAAAAUUUAAUUGACACAAAUGAGCCAACAGACGGCUACAGUGUCGAUGCACUCUCGGACCGAGGUGUUUUACAAAAGUCCCUUCAAAAACAAAUUGUUGCCCUGGAAUCCUCGCAGAAUUCUCAGGAUUGCAUGGAGGUGAAGGAGUUGACGAGACCCUUCACUGCACCUCUUGAUGUUGUGGAUAAGUAUCAGUUGCGAACAAAUUCCGCACCGCUUGGAUCCUUUGGUGAUAUAUCAAAUACGGAUGAGAAUUUCUCGAGAGAUUGCCCAACGGAUCCUAGUAAAUCUCGGGGGAAUGCUUUGAGUGCACCUGUUGAGAAAAAUUGCAAUAGCUUACAUGAGCCAGAUAGUGUUAGAGUUAGUAGAGACGUAGCGUUAAAUUGUGAUGUGAGAUCCAAGUCGAGUAGCGUGCCUGUAACGCUGGAUACGACACCCCAUGCUUUUACGGUUGAAGAUAGAUUCCCAACGAUGCCAAAUGUGCAUACGUGGCAUCCGCAUGUCUACGCCAAACCACCCAAAGUACCAACGCCUCAUUCCAUUGGAGACAUCCUUGGCUGGAAGAGUCCCAAAAGACCCCGUCCGCAAAUCACAAAGUCACCACCGAUCUAUUCGCAAUUGCCUCAACUCCUCCAUCCAGUCAUCAAAUCCCCAAAUCUCGAUGAUAGUCAAACAUAUCCCGGGCAGAUCGGAACACCCUUCGCGCACUCCUUCAUCUCUCGCAGUGAGUCCAUCAGUGAGAUCAGCGAGGACGAUAGUGGCAUAAGUGAUCAACCACUAAAUCUCAGCUUGAGCAAAUCCCGCGACUCCUCACCAGCCACAAUAAUCGAUGUGAAACACACGCCUAAAACGAAAAGAGAUCCAUCUUCGAAGGUUUGCAAAAGAAAAAAAUCAACAGAAGCAAAUGAUCAUCUUGCCAAUAGUGUUCCAUCUGUUCUUAAUCAUGAUACAAUGAUUAAAGAUUCUGCACCACACAGCAAUUCGGGGCAGGAAGUUGGUGAUGAUUCAUGCGAGGAGUCUUCACAGGAUUCACGAAGGAAAAAGAAAGCCCGCACAACUUUUACUGGAAGGCAAAUUUUCGAACUUGAAAAACAAUUUGAGCUGAAGAAGUAUCUGAGUUCCAGCGAAAGGGCAGAAAUGGCAAAACUGUUAAAUGUGACAGAAACACAAGUAAAAAUCUGGUUCCAGAAUAGACGAACCAAGUGGAAGAAGCAGGACAAUGUGUCAAAUUCGGAAGUGGCUGAGCAUAAGAAUACUCCAGCAAAGUCUGGUGACUCCAGGGUAUCAAACAUCGAUAGCCCACCCCCAAGUUCAACAUCCCCGAGUCCAAUUGCAGCGAAACAUGCUGCAACCCCGAAGGCAGUAACUGUUGCAGCUGAGCUGAAUGCGAAGUUAACAGCAAAGCACAAUAGUUCAAAAGCACGACAGAAUCACCAUAAAUUUGGACUCCCAAAUAAGGAGACGACGAAGGUGCCAUCAAUUGAUCUGGACAUCGUGCCCAGUGAACCCAAGAAGUUGCAUUCGUCAUCGGGACGAAUGGCCAACAUUCUGGCAGAUCACGACGUUGAGGCACGACUUGCAGCAUCAAAGAUCUCAGUAUUCAAAUCUGGUGCUGCUGUUCCGAUUGUUUCGGUCGGCAUGACGCGACUACCGCAGCCACAGAGGCCAUAGAGAGGAUUCUUGAUGAUUUUUGGACUUGAAUUCGGACACUGUCCGAUCACUUUCAGUAUACGAAUUUAAUUUAUUAGCAUAUAGAGACAGUGUAGAUUUUAGAGGACAGUGACUUGAUCCCACGUUCUAUCAAUAUAAAAGAUGAAAAAGAAAAGAAAAGAAAUGACUAUCUGUAAUUAGAAGGCAUAUUAAGAACAAGAAACUAUAAUUAUAAUUUUAAUGUAAAGAGUGCAAUGCAACGAAGUUUAACCGAGAAAAAAAUUAACCUAAUUAACUAAUGGCCAAAAUUUUCAAAAAGCGAUGAAUUUGAAAAAAGAACAAUGUUGAUAUUUUGAGAAUUUAGUUGGAUAAAAAAUGAAGAAUCAUUGCAAACGUAGCUAUAUGGAAAAAUACGUUUUACUCCUUCUAAAAAGAAAAUUAUGUUUUUCUUCUGUGUAGAAAAUUAAGGGGAUAUCACAAAUUUAUCGAAAUUUAAGGAAAAUGAAUUAUUUUUCUAUCAAAAAAAAAAAAAAAUGUCGCGGGAAAGAUUGGAACGAAGGCAAUUAGUAACGAGAAGUGAGUGUGUAAAAUAGGUAAUAAGAAUCUCAAAAACCUGAAUUAUUAAAGAAGAAAAAAAGCUGAAAUCCUAUAGUCAAACAUCCUGUGAACUUAUUUGCCAUAAUAAAGUUUCUCUUAAAAUUUUAAUUCACAGCUGGUAAAAAAAAUCUUGAAAGUAAAAAAAAGAAGUAUAAAUGUUAAGUUAAAAUUAGAAUGAGAUCAUAAAGAAAAUUUUACUGGAGAAGCUCUCUUAGUACUUACAAUUGAAACACAUGUGCACGUGUAAUUGGAAAAAGUUGUGCCAAAUUUUCAGGAGAUGAGCAAAAAUGAAUUUAACCAUAAAAUGAAGAAAAAAAAUAAAAUUUCAUCUCUAUAAA
This is a messenger RNA of Lutzomyia longipalpis, 4502 nucleotides long. RefSeq names its product homeobox protein DTH-1 (gene NK7.1). Gene Ontology annotation, molecular function: RNA polymerase II cis-regulatory region sequence-specific DNA binding; DNA-binding transcription factor activity, RNA polymerase II-specific. Bases 1765 to 3588 code for a protein of 607 amino acids. Gene Ontology annotation, biological process: cell differentiation; regulation of transcription by RNA polymerase II. The record is from RefSeq and is a predicted model, not a curated record. NCBI's taxonomy places the organism in Eukaryota, Metazoa, Arthropoda, Insecta, Diptera, Psychodidae. The transcript has 6 exons. Gene Ontology annotation, cellular component: nucleus.